AUGGCCUUUAACAAGAAGUAUGCCGGUCUUCCUGACCUUACUGCUACCGUUCGAUCAUCCUCACCUUUCCAGGAAGAGACAUCUACCCCAGGAAUUGACCGGCAACGCUUGCAACCCGACCAUGCCCGCUCACAAUUCGAGCCCGUGAAGGUGGAUGCAAGAGAUGUAGAUUUCUCAGAUAGUGUUGCAUCUAAGAGGAAAUCAUAUCGGACUAUUAAACGCUCAAGGCGGACACGAGAUGAUGGAACAGAAAUCUUGGCAGAUAUUAGCGACGAUGAAGAGGAAUCAUUGGAGCGGAAACUGGCAAGAUUACGCAGAGAAGCAGAGGAAUUGAAGGAUGAGCUUUCCAACCGGAAGACACAACGGAGUGAACAAACGGACGAAUCGGAGAUUCAAGUUACAGAAGACGGCAUUCUGGAACUGACCCGGUCUCUGGAUAAACUAUACGCAUCCUCCAAGGGGGAACAGCAAACGUCAUUCUCCUCAGAGGCGGCAUUGAUGAGGAGACUGUCUACCACAAUCCAGUUUCCCGGACCUGAAAGUCAACUAAAAGAGGCCGAAUCGUCCGUCUCUCAACCGGCCAGAAUACCCUCCACACUUUUGUCAAACGCCGCAUCUUUCGACGCUAGACUCCGACUACUCGAGGCCGCCCUCGGACUAUCCCAAACUCCCGUCCCCUUAUCCCCCGACGAUUCAUCUGAAUCUGACCUUCAGCCAAUUCUGCCGACCCUAACCCAUCUCUCCUCCCAGCUCUCCACCCUCACGAGCACUUUAACCGGAUCUCCGUCCAGCGGCCCUGCAGCCAUCCCCACCACCCUCACAACGCCUCACCUCGAAGCCCUAACCACUCGAAUCCGCAAACUCACCGCCGAUGCCGAAGCGCUCACUGCAGCCCGUCGACGCGCUACAGAGGCCGCCCGCGCCGUCCUAGCGGCACGCAUCGCGGCAGCAACGACCGACGAACCGCCCGAAGUGCCCGCUGCAGCUGCACAGGCCACCCCGACCGAAACAGAGGCUGCGGCCAGUGAGCAGGCAGCGAAGAUACAAGCUCUUUAUACCACUUUGCCGACAAUAACAUCGCUGCAUCCACUACUACCCAGUGUGCUAGAGAGAUUGCGCUCGUUGCGGGCGAUUCAUGCUGGUGCGGCACAGGCCAGUGAGGAUUUGGACACCCUGGAGCAGAGGCAGGUGGAAAUGAGGAAGGAGAUUGAGCAGUGGAGAGAAGGUUUAAAGGCUAUGGAAGAGAGGGUGAAAGAAAGCGAAGCGGCGAUGAAAAGCAAUGUGGAAGUUAUGAGCCCGUGGAUUAGAGACCUGGAGAGGAGGUUGGCCGUUAUGGGAAAAUAGUCCUAGUCAGACCUCUUACUUUCUCCAUUACCAGAUCGGAGGACAUAUAGCUUCAAUUUUUUUGACUUGUUAAAUAGCUACCUUUGCGCAUGUUAAUACCCCUUUCUGCAGUUUAAUACAUCCAAAUGAUGAUAUGCA
Coccidioides posadasii C735 delta SOWgp is the source of this 1482-nucleotide messenger RNA. The record is from RefSeq and is a predicted model, not a curated record. NCBI's taxonomy places the organism in Eukaryota, Fungi, Ascomycota, Eurotiomycetes, Onygenales, Onygenaceae.